Striga hermonthica is the source of this 1137-nucleotide messenger RNA. The record is from the annotation of a GenBank genome assembly. NCBI's taxonomy places the organism in Eukaryota, Viridiplantae, Streptophyta, Magnoliopsida, Lamiales, Orobanchaceae.
AUGGCGCAAAGCAAACACUUGUCUCUCUUCCUCUUCUUUGUUCUUUUCCUCUUCCUCUGCUGCUGUACCUCAUCUACUAAAUCUUUCGAAUACGUUGAGGAUGAGCUCGGGUGGCUAGACGAUGAUGAAAUUAGCAUGGCCAAAAGGACACGGUCUUCUCGUGAGACUUGCGAUUACACUAAAGGAAAAUGGGUUUAUGAUCAAAGUUACCCCCUCUAUGAUGCCGCCACUUGUCCGUACCUCAGUUCGGCCGUUACUUGUCGGGAAAACGGGAGGCCAGAUUCCGAUUACGAAAAGUGGAGAUGGAAGCCUAAUGGUUGCUCAAUCCCAAGGUUUAGCGCACUGGAUUUUCUUGAAAAGAUGAGAAGAAAAAGGAUAAUGCUUGUUGGUGAUUCUAUAAUUAGGAACCAAUGGGAGUCCCUCGUUUGCUUAGUUCAAUCCGUAGUGCCAACGGCAAGGAAGAUGGUUAUUUACAAUGGUCCAACAAUGGCCUUUCUUGCUUUAGACUAUGAGAUGUCAAUUGAGUUCUGUUGGGCUCCUUUGCUAGUGGAGUUGAGGAAAGGGCAAGAUGGGAAGAGAAUUUUGCACUUGGAUUCGAUCGAGGAUAACGCCAAACACUGGAGAGGGGUGGACGUGCUCGUUUUCGAUUCAGCUCAUUGGUGGACUCAUUCCCAAAAAUGGCGCUCAUGGGAUUUAGUGAUGGAGGGCAAUAAUGUGUACAAACACAUAAACCCAAUAAUUGCUUACUGGACAGGACUCACAACAUGGGCUCAUUGGAUAGAUUUGAAUCUUGAUCCAAGUAGAACCAAAGUCUUUUUCAGAAGCAUGUCACCUAGACAUAACAGGGAAAAUGGGUGGAGUUGUCAUAAUCAGAAAGAACCUCUGGAAUAUUUGAGCCGACCACACGUGCCCGAGCAGUUGGUGGUGUUGCAGAAAGUUGUGAGGAGAAUGAAAUUUCCGGUCGAAAUUCAGAACAUAACUUCAUUGACGGCUCUUAGAAGGGACGGCCAUCCUUCGGUUUAUCACGAAAAGGAAAAGCAGCAGCAAUCGAAAGAUAAUAAAUGUGACUGUAGUCAUUGGUGUUUGCCCGGUGUGCCCGACACAUGGAAUGAGCUAUUGAAUGCAAUGCUAAUCUAA